ACUGCUAGAUAGCUAGAUCUACUAAUCUAGUGACUCAAUUCUAGUCGACUAAGACUUUAGAUUUAGUUAAGUAAAGUUUAAAUCUGCUUGGAUCUUUUCUAGAAAUAACAGUUGUUCAGACAGGCAGAUAGAUGUAGGAAUGUAGGCAAGCUUACUCAUUAUCAAACUCCAUUUGAGUCUUGACUGUCUUGAGUGAGGCCGAGGUCUUGAGAGUUCCAAGAGUCUUAAACUUAGAGGACUUAGAUCUAGACAAUAAAGAAGUCUCUUCCCUUCAGGCAUAUAUAAUAUAGACACCUCUUUCUCUGCUUUUUAGUUGAGCUAGUUAUUUUCAUCAUUUACAACAGUGUAUUCAGGCUAUGUUGUAAAUCUUGCUCCUAAUGAGCAUAGUUAAUACUGGAGUACCUGUGGCUAUCUUGUGUCAGCAUCUAUUUGUUUGGGCUAGGAGAUAAUAACAUAUAUGGAUAUUUGCCAUGUUGCAACCAUUUCUUUACAUACUGAAUGCCCAAAGAAACAUUUUGGCCAGUGGCUCUCCUAGAAGAAAAGAAAUAUUAGAAAAUGUGGGACUUAAAUUUGAAGUAAUUCCUUCAACAUUUGAAGAAAAUUUAGAUAAAAGCCAAUUUACACCUCAAGAAUAUGUUGUUGAAACUGCCAAGCUGAAAACCUCGGAAGUAGCAGAACGAUUAUCACAAACAGGACCACUGCCUGACCUAAUUAUUGGAUGUGAUACAGUUGUUUAUCAAAACAAUCAGAUAAUUGAAAAGCCCAGAGACAAAGCUGAUGCUGUCAGAAUAUUAACUAAGUUGAGUGGAAGGUCUCAUUCUGUAUUCUCUGGGCUGACCUUGUUUGUACCAGCCAGUUCAGAUGUUUUAAAAGAUGGCUGCCCAGUAGUAGACUCAAAGUUCCGCUGUGCAAGUUUUGUAGAACAAACUGAAGUCUUUAUGUGUGAGAUGAGUUCAGAAGUUAUAGAUGCUUACAUUGCUACUGGUGAACCUAUGGACAAAGCUGGUGGCUAUGGUAUCCAAGCUCUUGGUGGAACAUUAGUUAAUAAAAUACAUGGAGAUAAUUUUAAUGUUAUGGGAUUCCCACUGCCAAGGUUUGCCAGGGAAAUGUCAAGAAUAUAUUCCAAAAAAUAGUUUUAAUUUAUUCUGUUUAUGUUAAUUUGUUAUUAAAUUGUAAUAAAAGUUCAAAAUAUUUUUCUCCAUA
This is a messenger RNA of Biomphalaria glabrata, 1203 nucleotides long. RefSeq names its product probable bifunctional dTTP/UTP pyrophosphatase/methyltransferase protein. Gene Ontology annotation, molecular function: nucleoside triphosphate diphosphatase activity. The record is from RefSeq and is a predicted model, not a curated record. The transcript is spliced from 8 exons. Bases 471 to 1133 code for a protein of 220 amino acids. NCBI's taxonomy places the organism in Eukaryota, Metazoa, Mollusca, Gastropoda, Planorbidae.